This is a messenger RNA of Staurois parvus, 548 nucleotides long. Lineage: Eukaryota; Metazoa; Chordata; Amphibia; Anura; Ranidae. The record is from the annotation of a GenBank genome assembly.
CAGGAGAUGACCAUAGACUGCAGAAAUAGUACAGGAGAUGGCCAGAGACUGCAGACAUAGUACAGGAGAUGACCAGAGACUGCGGACAUAGUAUAGGAGAUGACCAGAGACUGCAGACAUAGUACAGGAGAUGACCAGAGACUGCAGACAUAGUACAGGAGAUGACCAGAGACUGCAGACAUAGACAGAAGUACCAGAGACUGCGGACUACAGGAGAGACCAGAGACUGCAGACAUAGUACAGGAGAUGACCAGAGACUGCGGACAUAGUACAGGAGAUGGCCAGAGAUGGACACUACAUGACCAGAGACUGCAGACAUAGUACAGGAGGACCAGAGACUGCGGACAUAGUACAGGAGAUGACCAGAGACUGCAGACCUUUGGGGAGCAAGUACCCGAAUCGACAGUCUUCUGGGACAGGUCCCAGAAGACUACGGGGCCAUUCACAAAGUGCAGCGCUUCUCGCGCAUGCACAGUGGGUACCCAGCUGUGAAGCUGCAAGCUGGUGAAACCAGAAGUGGUGAGGACACCGGUGGACCGAGGAACAGG